CAGUGAUGUCCUCUUCCACGAUGGUCAAUGGUGGAUGUUCUACUUCGGUGGGUCAGCCGAGAAGAUGGAAAUCAGACCCAGCAACAAAGCUCUCCAAGGCCUCAGGAUGCUUCCAGGGCUUGUCAAAUCAGCUGAUGGCGUUGUCUUCGACCGCGCCUUGUUCACAGGAAACCCUCUACUCAAUGUUGGACUGCAGAAUGAGUGGGACGAAUUGUUCAUUGCGUGGCCGAGAGUGCUUCCUCCGAGUAGCAGACAUCGCUGUCAAGAUCCAUCAGACGAGGAUAAAACUUGGUUGAUGACUUACAGCUCCAUUGAGAAACAGACCCUCCCUUUCUCAUCAAUAGGCGUUGCACUCCCUGCCGACGGACACAAAUGGUUUAAAGCAGGAAAAGCAUUGACACGAGGAGCGCCUGGUUCGUGGGACGAGGGUGGAGUUGGCCGCAGGCACGUACUCUUGAUCGACAACGAGUACUUCAUGUUUUACGAGGGCGUCAAUAAUAAAGGCAUUCAUGGAAUUGGUCUUGCAAUCUCACCAGAUGGGAUUCAUUGGGAGAGAGACCCACUCUGCCAAGGCCCAAUAUUCUCUGCUCGAGUUGGCGAGGAGGUUUGGGACAACGGCACAGUUGCAGCCCCUCAUGUUUUGCAAAUGGACGACGGCAGUUUUCGAAUGUACUAUGUUGGCACAAAUGAUACAAAGACAGAGAGUGCCAUGGGGAUGGCAAUCAGCAAGGGGAAAAAUUUCAGGACAUGGACUCGGAUACAAAAUUGGUAGCAACUUCGUGCAUUCAGCAAAUGUCUAUCUUCCCCAGUUACUUUGGGAGGGAACAAGGACAGGAUACAAAUUAGAAUUGACGCUGGAAGCAUUAUGGAACUCUUCCAUUUGAUUCUUAUUAACUAAUAUACCUUGUUGUACAUGGGUGUAGCUAAAAUACAAUACGUAUCUUUUUACUUGGA
Messenger RNA from Physcomitrium patens, 954 nucleotides. RefSeq lists its product as uncharacterized. The record is from RefSeq and is a predicted model, not a curated record. Lineage: Eukaryota; Viridiplantae; Streptophyta; Bryopsida; Funariales; Funariaceae.